This is a messenger RNA of Acyrthosiphon pisum (pea aphid), 1151 nucleotides long. RefSeq names its product cilia- and flagella-associated protein 57-like. Lineage: Eukaryota; Metazoa; Arthropoda; Insecta; Hemiptera; Aphididae. The transcript has 2 exons. The record is from RefSeq and is a predicted model, not a curated record. Bases 218 to 739 code for a protein of 173 amino acids.
GGGUGAGCCCUCCUAUCAUCCAUUAUAUAUGCGCCUAUGAACCCACUGAUAAUUAUAAUUAUAACAAGUUUAUAAUAACUAUUAUUAUUACCUAUGUAAUAUGCUAAUUAUAUAUUAUAACGUCAGAUAUUGGCGAUGAAAAUAUGUAUAAUCCUAUGGUGGAUAGUAUUAAAUCCGAAUAAUUAUUGUUGUCAUUGUGACGGGAUGCAAAGGACAGAUGGAAUCGGAAAUGUUAGGUAUGGCAGCAGUGGUAAAACAGAUGCAAUUACGCUUAUCCGAACAGCGUGACCGAUUAAAGGCGUGUGGUCUGGAGCUCGAUAAAAAAGAACAGACAAUCCGUGACGUCAACCGAAUUGUAAAAAACAUUCAAGUUGAUAUCCACUCCGCCAGUGAACAUUAUCAAAAUUCGGCAAAGCUAAAAGACGCAGUUAAAGAUUUGUUUAUUAAAUAUGGAAAUACAAAAACAUUUGAAGUAUCUAAAGGUGAAGAGUUUGACGCCAGAAUGGAGUUUACAAGACAGCGGCAAUUUUUAGAACAGUCCAUUAUCAGCUUAAAAAAACGAGUAAAUGCGUGUGAAAAAAAAAACAAUUCCUAUAACAAACUUAUGGAGGAAAAUAUAAUUCUCAUUGAUACAAUCAAUAAGUUAAGACAAGAACUCAUUGCAAACUCUAAGAAAUAUGACAACUUAAAAUCAAUUUUUAAAAUUAAAGAAAGUAAAAACCCAAUUAUUAAACAUUAAAAAGUUAAAAAUAACAAUCUUCAAAAACAGAAAGCUGUGACAAAUUUAGAUGCAGUUGUAUAAUAGCAUAAGGAACAUAACUUAUCGAGAAUUAAAACAAAUUUCGAAUAUUUUAUUUUAUUGUAAUGCCGUUGUUAAUAGUAGUUAAUAUAGAAUGACUAUUUGAUUUUAGUCUUUAAAAAUAAUAGAACACAAUAGAAUAUAUUUUACUGACUGAACAAAAAUCUGUAAGGAGUAUAACAUAUAUUAUAUCUUGUUUUUUUAUUUUAUAUUAUCAUAUAAUCAUAAGUAUAUAAAUAUGAAGUUAAGUAAAUUUUAAAACAAAUUUAAUAUAAUGCUAUAUUCUGCCAACUUUAUAUUACCUAUGCAAUUUUAUACUUUACUUUAGUGACUAGUUUAAAUAAAAUAAAUA